This is a messenger RNA of Phasianus colchicus (ring-necked pheasant), 871 nucleotides long. RefSeq names its product RAS like family 10 member B (gene RASL10B). Gene Ontology annotation, molecular function: GTP binding; GTPase activity. The record is from RefSeq and is a predicted model, not a curated record. NCBI's taxonomy places the organism in Eukaryota, Metazoa, Chordata, Aves, Galliformes, Phasianidae.
CAGCAAAAGGCAAUUCCAGCUGUCCAAAUCGGGGAGAUGGAUUCCCCAGCUCAGGGCAUAGAGCAGCCGGUGGCCGUCCCCAUCAGAAAUGUCCCCAUGUCACGGGGUUUGGGACAUGAUAGCCUUCUCCUUGGCCCCGCAGUGAUGUGCUGUCCCGGCGGGGAAAUGCAUCCUGAAUGGGGCUGAGCCCCCCUGCACGGGAAUAUGCAGCGUCGGCGCCGCGGGAGCAGCACUGGGGCAGCGGCCGGCGGCCGGCGGUAUGGUGGCAACCUUCAAGAUCGCCGUGCUGGGAGCCCAGGGUGUGGGCAAGAGUGCCAUAGUCCGGCAGUUCCUCUACAACGAGUUCAGCGAGGUCUGUGUGCCCACCACGGCCCGCCGCGUCUACCUGCCCGCCGUCGUCAUGAACGGCCACGUGCACGACCUGCAGAUCAUGGAUUUUCCGCCCAUCCCCGCCUUCCCCGUCAACACCCUGCAGGAGUGGGCAGACGUGUGUUGCAGGGGGCUCCGGAGCGUCCAUGCCUACAUCCUGGUCUAUGACAUCUGUUGCUUUGACAGCUUCGAGUACAUCAAAACCAUCCGCCAGCAGAUCCUGGAAACAAGGGUCAUCGGCACCUCGGAGACUCCCAUCAUCAUCGUGGGCAACAAGCGGGACCUGCAGCGGGGCCGGGUGAUCCCGCGCUGGAACGUCUCCAACCUGGUGAAGAAGACGUGGAAGUGCGGCUACAUCGAGUGCUCGGCCAAGUACAACUGGCACAUCCUGCUGCUCUUCAGUGAGCUCCUGAAGAGUGUGGGCUGCGCCCGCUGCAAGCACGUCCACACCACCAUUCGCUUCCAGGGGGCCCUGCGCAGGAACCGAUGCACCAUCAUGUGA